AUGGUACUUUUGAAGACGAGGCGAAAAGAAGCGGAUGGUCUCGGCGAACGAAUGGCCAGAAGAGUGGGUUGGACGGCCGGCGGUGCGGCUCUCGCGUUUGUGGCCGCGGCAGGGACCGUUCAAGUAUUUUACAGAGGUUUUGAUUGACAGGUGCUCAUGUAAACAGAUCAUCGGAACACGAGUUCGUAGUUUGAUCUCGCGUUGCGGUCCUUCCUCCCCGACGGGACCGUCCGAUCGGAGAGAUCUCUCCGCACAACAUUCCUUCCUUCCCAAAGGUGAGUACGGUCACGUUAAAGGCGCAUACAUACAUUUUGUCGCAUCGCAGUUUUGACCUACCGCGAAACAAGUCUCAUUGAUCAAAACUGUCACGUUUCUUUUUCUUCUUCUCCUCGUCUAGCCCUGUGUUUUAACGUUCGAACGGAUCGAUUCGGAACGCGUUCCGAAUCGAUCCGCUUUUUCUAAAUAAAAUCGUCUCGGUGGUCCAAAGACUAGCACUUUCGAAUGAAGAUUGUUUUGGAACUUAACCUAACACAUGACUUGGAUUCUUUUUGAAUGUGUGCUUUACGAUCAUUGAAGGCGUUGUCCGUACUCAUUCGGCACAAUCUUCAGACAUUGCCAAACAUUCCCACACAAAUCAACAGAUUGUCAAAGUGCAAGGGAAGAGUUUUCUAGGCCACAGCCACAAUUUAAUUACGCGCUGUUCCAUUUUCAGGCAUUUCUGAGAGUUGGGACUCUGACAGUGCAUGGCAAUAAGAGGCGAUUCAGACAGAAACAAAAACAUUUCAAAAAAUUUGAGACUCCCCCUAACUUGUAAGAAAAAGGGCUUCAGUGAAAACAACUUUGAAAAAUGUUUUUGCUUAGAAAAGGAAAAUGUGCAUUGAACUCAGCAAAAGAGCCCUUUUUAGGCGCCGCCCACUUUUUGAGCACGCCUUUCACAAAAAUCAAUUCUAUGAUAAUUGAUGAUGGAAAAAAAACCUGAAAAUUACAGGGCAAACAAUUAUAAAUCCUACAUUUUCCCAAUUCUCACAUCAUUUUCCGCUAAAUAUAUUUUUGAUUUUCCCACGAUUCUCCAAUUAGAAAUUCGUCUCGAAUGUUUCCAUUUUUCGCCGUAAACAACCGCAGCUGCCCCCGAAUGCAAACGCGCCCCAUUGAGCACGUUUUCAAGCGGAUCUGUUGGGUUGGCAACCGCGUAAUUACGCGGAAAAUCAAUCCGAAUCUGAAUUUUUCCUGAAGAAAUUGGGUUUUUAUAGGUCUUUGAGACGAUUUUGAACGGUUUUAGUAGGCUUUUUAUUAGUAGAGACAAAUUUUUACGUUCUGAAUCAGAAUUUCUGAUUCGUCAAUGAUUUUGCACGAUGUCAGAUGAUUAUUUGGCUGAAAUUCGAGCUUUUGCAAAGUUUCUUCAAAUGAAAAGUACUGUAAAAAAUGUGAAAGUAUGUAAACACCGCCGAAUGCAUCAAAAUUGACGCCACUCGCAAAAACUUGAUGUUCGUCCGGAAAUGCGCCAAUUUUCGCUCAAUUUCUCCAUCAAAAACGCCGUAAAUGUUGUCGUUAUCUCAUCAAUUUCUUCUUGAGAAAAUGCUCGUCGAGCAAUUAAAAUCCGGCCCCGGAAACCGCUUUUCACUUUUUAUCGCUCUCUUCCGGAUUUUCGCAUGAAUUUACGGUCCUUUUUGCAGGAAAUCAAAUGGAACGAGGAGAGGGAGCGAAUCGAGUGAGUUUUCCGAGAAAAUAGAAGACAACUUUUUAUUGGGUUGAAAACUGCCGAAAAUCUGGUCAAACUGAUGGAAAAUUUCUAGAAGUUACGUUACUAACUUACCUGGAUUAGUUGGAGUCCGGUAGAUCAAGCGAUGUGGAAUUUCACAUGAGGAUCUUGAAGGGGUUCGGCUGAGUGAAAGGCUGCCCAUGCGCUCCUUGUCAUUCUGCUCAGCGCUUCCUCCAUUUUCCCGUCUGAGUUUAUCCAUCUUCCUAAGUAACGGCAUUCGGGCGAGGCUUUUGUGAGUGAUCUCCUUGGAGUCAUGCCUGUUGGACACUAAAACGGUUCUGGUCCUACGGCUGAUUCUUUCCAAGAUUUCUAGUCGAUUUCUAUAGACCAGAAACUGGGCGAAAAGAGACCAAAGACAAAAAACAUAUUUUUCUUGCAGAACAACGGCGAAUCCAAUCACGCGGAAGCGGCAAAGAAGAUUCGUGAACGAGAAGAGGUUUGUCUGGAAAAAUCUGCAAAAAAUCUCAUUUCUGCCUAAAUUUCAGUACUUUUGCUCAAUUUUUAGCAUUUCUGCCUAGACUCGAACAUGUUUGUUAAAAUGUAAGAAUUUUAAGCCAACUUUGAACAUUUUUGCCCAAUUUCAAGCAUUUCUGUGUGAAUUUCAUCGCAAUUUUUUGGCAGGAAGAAGAACCGCAAAAUGAGGAGGACGAACUCGAGCGCGCGACUCAGGCGGGCGCCAGAAAUUAUCCGAAAAAAUUGUGGAGCCGGCUGAAUAAUCCGGAUCCCGACAGGCCGACCAUCGACGUCUGGGAAAUCAAAUCGGUGAGCAGAAAAAUUACAGAAAAUUCGGCGUUUUUCUGCAUUUUUACAAUUUCCAGGAAAACGACUACGUCGCGAUGACGUUCAUUGUCGACGGCGAACGAUUUCACAUGUAUUUCUCGGAACGAAGCCGAAAGUGAGACAUUUUUAAACGUUGGUUUCCAAAAAUGUUAAAAAUUUGCAGUGACUACCAAAUGCUGUCGAACACGUGGAUUCCGCGCUCGAAAAUGUACAGUGCGCUCCGCUCGCGCAUCUAUUCGCUUCCCAAAAUAUUGUCCAUCAACAAAUUGGUCAUAUUUGUGAGUUUUUGCACAUUUUUAGGCCAUGGGAUCUUUUUCGCAUUUUUUUUUGACGUACGGCACAAUCUUGAGACGUUGCCAAACAUUCACACACAAAUUAACAGAUUGUCAAAGUGCAAGAGAAGAGUUUUGACACCUGAGAGUUUUCUAGGCCACGGCCACAACAUUUUCAGUGAAAAAUACCCGAUACCAUGGUUUUGUUAACGAUUACAAAUUGUUUUAGAAUACUCCGGAAUGCGAAGCGGAAGACUGCCUCAUCGAACUGUUUUUCAUCAAAAAAUGGAAAUGUAAACAGGUAAUUUUCGAACCGUUUCUAUAAAUGUUCAAAUAUCAAAGAAAUUGUUCAAACUCAAUCGGAGAGUUAGUCGAAUCUUUUCGUUAUUCUAAUUCUAAUUUAAUCUUCAAAAAAUAUACAUAUUUUGUCAGUUGGACUACACGAUCGCGUCGGAAUUCACGCAGCCGCAGCAUCUGCGCAAGCUGGUGCACAUGUUCAAACCGGCCGAAAUUAUUAUAUUUCUCAAUUUCGGACCGUACCAGUGCUCGAGCGGAAAUGCGCCCGAAACGGGAAUGCACAACCAUCUGGCGGCGGUGGCCGACGGGACCGUCGAGAUUGAGAGGGACUUCCGCAUCGACUGUGCUCAGGCGCUCAAUUGUAAGCGACCUUUUUGAAGAAAAGCUGCGCAACAGGCCGGUCCAGGCUUUUCGAGCCCACAGGCUUCUUGGACUUGGAUUGAAGUUUCUUGGGUCCAAGUUUCAGACCGAUCCGAUCAUCUGAACCCGAGAUAUGUUCCAGUAUGUCUCGGGACCGAAUGGUCCGAUCGGUCUGAAACUUGGACCCAAUAUACUUCUAUCCAAGUCCAAAAAGCCUGCAAAGUUUUUGCCCGAUCCGAUCAUCGCAAAUAGGCCAAAAGCCCAGCCCUGAUAAAUUCCGAAAAAAUCGCCAAAAUUGUUCGUUUUCAGCGGCGGAUCCAUCUCGCCAUGACGCGUCGCACUUGUACGGCGAAGCGGGAAGGGGUCGCAUGUUCGGCCAGCAAAUGGUCCGCACUCUCAACGCCCUCAAACAAUUCGUCUCGCUGAUGGUCGAACGCAAAAUGACGAUGGGGCAGGCGGGCAGCUGGGAGAUCAAGAAAUUCAUGGUCAAGUGAGUCUUUUUCUGGCCAGAAACCGUAAAAACGCGAGUAUUUUUCGAAUUUCAGCGGCCCGACAAACGACAAAAUGUGUCCGAAACUGCAGGCGCUCUUCAAAGACGACGGAAUUGAGGAAUCGAACCGGAAACGGCAGGCGUACGCGUCCGGGGAAAAGGUUUGUGGCGGACCGAUUCACAGCCCGAAAAUUGUCGAUCGUUGUAGGUGUACGUGUGCGUGCGCCAACAACUCCAUCGCCACCUGAAAUACUCGCUCUCAAUGCCGGCGACCGCCUUCAAAAUGGCCAUCGGAAACCACGAACUGCUGCAUUUCACGAAAGUCGUGCCCAAUUUCCACUGCCUCUUCCGCACGAAUGUCGACGAGCACGGAGUCCGAACGCUCAUUCAGGUACCCGCGAAAAUCGGUGGAGAAACCUGUAAUUGUUGUUCAGGAAUGGCUGAAAGGAGAGCGGUACAUUGAAGAGAUUCAAAUCCACGUGGACAAAGUGUUCGAGCCGAACUUUGCCGACUCGUUCGUGCCGGAGCACAACGAUCCGAAGCGCAUCAAGAUUCGACGAUGCUUGUGGGUUCAAAAAAAGAGCAUCUUUGCUAAUAACUUGAGAAAAAUCUAAAGAAAAAUUAAGAUAGUAAAAUGGACUAGGAGGAAAUGUUUAUCAGAAUCUGCUGACGGGCCUUACCUGUUUUUAUAUGUAUUUUUAAAGUCAAAUUCUGCCGAAAAGCCGAAAAGUUACCUAUGGUUCAUUGUAUCGCCUUGAUUCGUCUUUCAGAUUUUUCUCAAGUGCACCCUAAAAGAUCUGACCUAGGUACACCCGAAAAUGUAUUUUUCUUUCAGAAAUGAACGCCGCUCGACGCUGUACAUCGAACGGGAACGUCUGACGACUCGUCACCUGUCUCUCCGUGUUCUCGACGCAAAAUAA
Molecule: messenger RNA, 4878 nt
Organism: Caenorhabditis sp. 36 PRJEB53466
Lineage: Eukaryota; Metazoa; Nematoda; Chromadorea; Rhabditida; Rhabditidae
Source: the annotation of a GenBank genome assembly